AUGCAAAUACCGACCACUUCCACUGAUCCCUUUCCAGAAUCGCUGGUCGAUUUGCAAGCAAUCACAUCUCUGGUCAUGCCAAUUCGCUCUGCCUGGACUAAGUCGUCGACUGGAACUGGAGCUGAUGCGGUGCCGGACCUGAGGUGAGUGCCUCAGCCCUGAUUCUGACCUGGCUUUAGUGAAUCCGAGUUCCCUUUCCUGGAGGGAAAACCUGAGGUCGAUCGGAAGACCUCGAAGGGACGUCGUCAUGCCGGCGAACAGCUGUUAAUGAAACGGCUGGCUGGUCAGGGCUUUGUAAUGAAGACGGUGCUGGACACCGGAGCCCUGGGCAAGCGACGUCGUGCACGACUCCUCUCGGAGACGGUGGGUGAUGACAUGGACGCAUCCAUCCAUUACUCCAUCAACCGCAAGAACCGCUGGCAACUCGGUUCGGCCGUCGAAAUGAUAAAGAACAAGAUAGAUACAGACAAUGUUGCCUUCUCGGCCAUCGACAGUGUUUACGGCUUUGACGGACAACGAGUUAUGGCCCAACAUCAACUCAACCAAAAUGGUCUGGUCCAAUCCAAACACUGUAAAAGUCAUCGAGGAAGUCAGAACGGAGGCGAGGCAUCAGGCAAGGGUCUCGAGGUCCGAUAUCUCAUGUCGAAACCGCAUCCAGUCGCGAAACUAAUGACUGGAAAUGCUUUCAACAAGAGUAAGUUGGCAAUCCUUGUAUAAAAUAAACACUUCUGUAGGCAAACCCGCAGUCCGUUCCAAGAAAAGAGCGCAAAUGGACAUCAGUGUGUACAGUACUGAUGGAGAACCGACCGAGGUCGAAGAACAACCGAAACAACUCCCGGAAGAGGUCAUUAAUCUCUACCGUCCCCGUCAGCAAACCUACACCUUGGCCGAUUUCAUUCAGGAUAAAUCGGCCCCCGUUAUUGUCCGGCAUCGACCAGAGAACGUGAACUCGGAAGAAACCUUCGAACAGGUGAGCAGUAAUUCUAAUUAUGCAAAUCGAGGUCAAUUCGGAGUCGAUUAAAAUCAUGUUAAAUCAUGAGAUUGUAAGGGAAAGAGCUACGUCAUGUGGUGUGGGUUGCAUCCGGCGAACCCUCAGAGAUCGUUUUUUCGAAAUCAAUUUGUUUAUCGGCUGGACUGCGGGUUCUUUGACCUUUUCUUUCGCCUUUAAGACCCCGUCUCUAGGACCGGUUUCCAUCAACUGUUGACGGAAAAAGAACAGCAAAGUCAGCAGUUUAAUUAUUCCACAAACAUCUGGAGAACGGAGGGAUCCAAUCGUUGCGUAAUUAAACUUAUCUGAUUAAAGUUAUUUAUGAUUUUUUUUAAUUAGGUUCAAAUGUGACAGGUCACAGUCGUAAAACUAAUAUGAAUGUGUAAAGUGAAGGUUUAUCGGGUGUUAAUGUAGCGGGCCGGUAACAAAUCGGGUCAGUUUGGUGUACCAAGACAAAUUAACUGUUUUUGCAAAAAAUCGUUAGCAAAAAUUGAGAUCAAUUAUAGCGAUAAUUACCCAUUUCAUUAGUAUUUACAAUUUCAGGUGGAAAUGCCUGUCUCCAACAUCUCUUCUUCCACGACUGAUUAUUCGACCAAAGUGGAGCAUGGAAACCGGUUCGAAAUCAAACUUGAUGCCGAUCAUGUUGGAAUCGGGAAACAAAUCCACUGGCUUCAGCAAGCCGCAGUCAUCGCCGAACGCGAAGAAUUCAACUUCCAAUGGCUUAAUCUGGCCAGGACCGCCUUCCAAGUGGAUAUUAGUCCAAUCCUUAUGGAACACUCGUAUUCCCCGGUGAUUGUUCUUUCUUUCUCUUACAAUCAGAAGGAGAAGAUGAUCAAUGUCAUCUUCAAUGCGUCCAAGGAAUGUGAGAUUCACCGAUUCCAUUUGGAGAUGGGAAGUAUGCCUUAUCAGAAACGAGUUCGACUCGACACAUAUCUUAAUCUGGUCCUCCAAAACACUCGGAUCCAUGUUUUGGGCGUUGAGCCGCCUCGUCAUGGAAUGAAUUCCACUCAAUUUUCCACCAGAACCCAACCCCUCACUGACUACCAAUUGAUGUCGUCAACCGAAAGCCUUGAUAAACACAUCACUGCCCUAGUCGAAGGGUCUACUCAGGAAUCGGAAGUCGAAGAGGAAGAUGACUUCGAACAUGUUGACAUCGAUGACCUCGCUUUCUCCGAUGAUGAGAACAGUGAGGCCAUCGAUGAACAUGAAAACAUUGACCCGACUUGGAUCGACGAAUCCCUCGACGAACAGGUGGCCGAACUCAAGACAGUCUGUCACGAGUGUGGAGAAGAUCGGACCACAGAAGUCAUCACCUCCGGCUCCUGUGGUCACUCUUUCUGCUUCAAAUGUAUCAAUCGUCUAGUCAGACCUCCGAUUGCUUGUAAACAAGCUCCCUUAAUGUGCCCCGCUGCCAAUUGUGACAAGGAGUACCCCAUGUCCCUGCUGCCAUCCGUCUUCCCCAUACCUCUAAUCUAUCUUGCCUUGAGGGGUCGUGCUGAAUAUAUGGCCAAAAAGCACGACCUCCGAAUGUUCGAAUGUCCAACAGGAUGUGGGACCGCUCUUAUCAAGAGGGAGAUUCCGUACAAUCAGGUCGAGUGUGGUCGUUGUUACAACCACUGGUGUCCUGAAUGUCUCACCGCACCUCAUUGGCCAAUGACUUGUUCCCAGGCCAAGCAAUGGCGAGAGAAAUGCCUGAUCCAAGCCGAUAAGGGAGAGGAGGCCGAACAGAAUCAUAUUCAAAUCCAAUACUAUGAGAUGGUCAUAGACUGUCAGAAGAGAAGAUUCGGGACUGAGAACUGGAAACUGUUGGCCAAGGAGCUCAGAAAGAAGGUCGGAUACAAGUUGGAGCGUCAAUUCGUUGACAUCAUGAAGACUGUAAGCAAACAAUUUUAAAUUAUAAAUGAUAGACAAAGAUUCUAAUUUUGCAUUUUUAGACUCUCCAAAUGGUUGAGAAUGGCUUCGCUUGGCUUUAUAUGACUAAAGGUCCGAAUCGUCCCGCCAGUUGGCCCAAAGUAAAGGUCGCCUUGAUGGCGCUUUACUCCGAAUUCAACAGGGUUGAGAACUGUGUGAUCAAGUCCCCUCAAUGCGAGAACGAGGCGCAGGUCGCCGCCGAACUCCACGCUCUCCGUGGCCUCAUCCGCAAAGGCCUGCAGGAGUACAAUCCUUAG
Molecule: messenger RNA, 3156 nt
Organism: Bursaphelenchus xylophilus (pine wood nematode)
Lineage: Eukaryota; Metazoa; Nematoda; Chromadorea; Rhabditida; Aphelenchoididae
Source: the annotation of a GenBank genome assembly